Messenger RNA from Papilio machaon (common yellow swallowtail), 562 nucleotides. RefSeq lists its product as uncharacterized. The coding region runs from base 116 to 562 and encodes 148 amino acids. Lineage: Eukaryota; Metazoa; Arthropoda; Insecta; Lepidoptera; Papilionidae. The transcript is spliced from 3 exons. The record is from RefSeq and is a predicted model, not a curated record.
UGAGAAUUACUUUCCAGUUUAACAAUAGUUUUAAAAGAAUAAGUAAAUACGUAAGAAUAACCUCGUACAGUAUGUUACAUACUACGAACCAUGACUACGGUCCACGCCCUAAAUUAUGGUCGGAACUUUUACUUAUAAGAAAAUGUCGGCAUAUGAAAGUCGCGAUUACUUUACAGAGAACGGCACAUAUAAAGAUUUAAACCCGUUAACGACCAGAAUAAUUGGUGACUUUACACCAUUUUAUAUUACAAUUGCGAUCUGUACAAUCCUGUUGACAUUUAUGAUAAUACUAAAUAUUAUUUGCUGCUGCUCGAAGUACUCGGAUUAUUGGCUUGAUCGCCACACCGGUAAUCGUUGGAUAGUAUCUAUAUGGUCAGCUACUCCCCAUCGUCAGCCACCGCUUGAUUUCACCGAGAUUGAAGUUCAUGGUCAACCUUUCCAAUUUGCAUCAUACCCAACAAAAGAUUAUCAGGAAGUUCAUAAAAGUGAGUCAGUUGUGCCAUCAAUUUCACAGCAACCAUUGACAUAUCUUGAUCUACACGAAAGAGAGAGUGAUAUAUAA